Messenger RNA from Alternaria burnsii, 1488 nucleotides. RefSeq lists its product as uncharacterized. Gene Ontology annotation, molecular function: snoRNA binding. NCBI's taxonomy places the organism in Eukaryota, Fungi, Ascomycota, Dothideomycetes, Pleosporales, Pleosporaceae. Gene Ontology annotation, biological process: rRNA processing. The record is from RefSeq and is a predicted model, not a curated record. The transcript has a single exon. The coding region runs from base 1 to 1488 and encodes 495 amino acids.
AUGGUCACUACACGAGGCGGAACGGAAACGCCAGGCGCGCCGACGCCGACACCAACACCACGCAGCUCGACGAGGAAAGCAGCAGGAAAGCGAGAACUCGAGUCGCUAGAAACCCCGACACAAGCAAAGAGGCAGCGGAAGUCUGCGUCUACACCCUCGUCCAAGAAGAGAACUACUCAAAAGGCGUCUGAGGCGGACGCGCCUUCGCAAGAGUCUGCAGACAACACCUCUGACACCGUCGCCCUCAACGCGUCUGCAACAGAAGACCCCCAGACACCAAAAAAGGAUGACCUUGCACCACUCGGACAUCGAUCCAGCCCUCACGUUGUAGUCAGCAGGAAGUCGCCGGACGACUCUACGGCCACAGACAGCUUCGGGGAGAGCAAAGACGAGGCCCCGGCAACUUCACAGAACCCGUCUUUCUACACACCCGCACAGCAGCCUGGCUCUGGCUCUGUAUAUGCGACACCGGCUACAACAUUCAAACAGCAGCCUGAAGGAUCACCUACACCGAAGGCCAAGACGGCAAAUCGUCAGACACCCGCAUCGACGUCAGCGAAGAAGGGCAAGGGGCGCCCCAAGAAGGUCGCAGAAACACCAUCCAAGUUCCCCGACGAGAUCCCAACGUCCUCAUACGAAAGUAACGCUGCUCCGAUACCCUCGCAAGAUCACGUUCUUCCUUCUGCACAACCCAAGAAAGCGCACAAGCGCUUUGGUAGUGAGGAGCUUGCACAAGCGCAAGAGUCGCUCGUCGUGAACGAGCAGAGCGAUAAGCGACACGAAGAGCCUACUACCCAAAUGAAUCAAGUAGAUGAAGACGAAGCUAGCGACUCGGACGACGAAGCGCCUGAGGUAGUCACAACAGCCGCUGCAAGUUCCAAGGCACAAGCUGUGCAAGCCGAAGCUGAUCGCGCACAAAAAGCCCAGCAAGAAAAAGAACGGGCCAAGCGACAAGCGCGCGAAGAACUCAUCGCCGCCCAACAAGCUGCAAAGCGCGAGCGUGAGGAGAAGAAGGCAAAGAAACUAGCAAAGAAGGCUGCCAGGGAAGCAAAGACCAAUGCCGACUCGGACGUUGAAGGAUCUGAGCCCAUGUCGCGAAUGGACAUUGAUAUAACCAAUGGUCUACUACCCACGUCCCUCCUCGAAACCAUCGACGACCAACGCCCUCCCACACCGCCGCCCGAGCGUCGCGGAAAGACCGAAGAAGAGCUCAGGAAGGAGAAGCUCAACCAUCAUAUCAAGUUCCUCGAGCGUGUUGACAAGCCGGCAAAGGACGUAAAGAAGGGCAAGCUCAGUGUAGCGGUGUUGGCUCAGCAGAACAGGGUGCUACCACCCAAGGUCAACAGGAAUACAAAGAAUGUACGCGAACACUGGUUAAAGGGUCGUGAAGUGGAGAAGACGCGCGUGAAGCCUGGCGUUAGGUUCGGGAAGAAGAUGGAGAGGAGGCCGCAUGCUAGCCGGGGUUUCUUGAGAAACGGUGAUGACUAG